Athalia rosae (coleseed sawfly) is the source of this 729-nucleotide messenger RNA. RefSeq lists its product as uncharacterized. The record is from RefSeq and is a predicted model, not a curated record. The transcript is spliced from 4 exons. Bases 182 to 592 code for a protein of 136 amino acids. NCBI's taxonomy places the organism in Eukaryota, Metazoa, Arthropoda, Insecta, Hymenoptera, Athaliidae.
UUGAUAAUGUUAUGAGAUCAAAUUCUCCCCUUUGUUUAAAUAUCAAUGUAGUGAAAACUAAGAGCGUGAAAUCAAAAUCCACGCACGACUAUAAAAGAUGACAUAUUUCACGUAGGGACAUUCAGUCGAUUGGACAUCACUCUAUAAGAAUCAACGCAAAUACUUUACAAGGAAGAAAAAAAUGGAAAAACUUUUGACCACAAUUUUUGUUACUUUCAUUAUCAGUAUGCAGACAUCUUUCUUGAAUUGUUCUGCUGAACCCGACCAAGGAAAUUGCAGCUGUGCUGUAUUUCGUGAAGAUGAUUCGAAGCAAACCGACCCGAUUAUUGUACAAUCACUACAGUUCGAAGUCACUUGCAAUAAAGAUGGUGCAGAGAUUUGUGAGAACCUAUGCAUUGGUUUGGCUCAAGGCGCACAGGACAAGGCGCCCGCUAUAAUAUGUGAAAAGUUGAAUAAGCAGGUCGACAAUCUGAAGGUCGCAGUCUUCACAAAAUCUUGUGGAAACGAUUCACCCACUUGGAAAUAUACAGGUCUGAAAAGCCCAGUGCCAAUUUGCUGUGACAUGGAAGGAAAAGAGACAAAAUGUGCUUAAAUUCAACGCUAGUAGCAGAAAUGAGGGCAUUCAAGAAAUGGAUAGUCGACCGUAUUCUACGGAAAAUAAUUGAUCAAAAUAGCACAAUCCCUGUAGUGAUGUAUUAAAACAAAAAUAAACUUUAUUGAUUCACCAUU